AUGGCGGUUGGGGGGUGCGUGAAGGGGCCCUUCAAACGCGUCUACCCGCUUUCGCGCGCUUACCCCCCCUCACAUCGAGCAGUCACUGCGGCACAAACCACAAGCCUGGACAUUGUUGGAGGCAGACGAACGGAGGGCCGGGUGGGUCAAAGGAAGGGGGGCAACGGCGCGCGUGGGCGAGCGCCUGAAAUAGCUACGCCUCGAGCACGAGCACGCGGUGAGCACAGCGUCGCCGCUCGCCCGCUCAUUGGCCUACGCCAGUGCCAGCGACGCCUUCCGCUGACGCCGCAUCUUUCGUGCGUGGCAGGGUCCGAGCACGACGGAGGAGGAGGGGGAGGUGUGCGCGGGCACCAAGUGCGCGCUCGAGUUGUGGCGCCUCAUCCAGGAGCGGGUCCAAGCCGAGGCGAGUGGGAACACUCGAGGCCCGGGGGAGGCCACGAGGGCUGCGGCACCGACCUUAGACGGCGGCUCCAGGAGGAUGCGGAUGCCCGCGCGACAUCCGGCAAGGCGGCGCUGAAUCGUCCCGAGCGUGGGCCGAGUGUCGGGGUCGUUAUCGAGCCUGCGAGCGCACCUAGCGUUGCUCUGGCGGCAGACCACACGGAUACCCUCGUCAGGCUUGUCAUGGAGAGGGCGGCCGCGAAGCAGGCGAGCCCGAAGCGUACUAGGCUUAUCAUGGGAGGGACCGAUGUGAGUCAGGAACUAGACGUCAUGGACCGCAGACCAGAGGACAGAACGUAUCCACCCGGCCUCCUCAAUGACGAUCUCAUCAUCCUCCUUCUCCCCCACGUCGUGUCCAUGUGGAUCGAAGUGGAGUGGCGUGCGCUCAACCACGGCGUCGCGUUCCCCACUAUCGCCGCCCUGCGCAUGGCAGCUGUCCCAUUCAAUAGCGUGUUCCAGAAGAUCCUUGCCCACCCGGAAGGUGGGGCGUUACGCUUGAAACCAGAUAUGGGGGGGGGGGAGGAGGAGGGGGAGGAGGGGGAGGAGCGGGAGGAGGAGGAGGAGGCGGAGGAGGAGGAGGAGGAGUGGGGAGAGGAGGAGGUGGUGGUGGUGGUGAACGGGGAGAAGGAUGGAGUGAUGGAUGAGGGCAGACAGCGGAGCGGGUCGUUUCGGUGGGGGGGGGGAGCAUCGGAAGGGCAGCCGACCAGAGGAGGGGGGGGGGAGGUAGCACCGAAGGAGGGAGAUGAUCACGGGCAGGUAAAGACAGGGAAUGAGGGGCCAGGGGAGCAGGAGGCACCGACCUUGACAGCGGCGGGGGAGGGGGAAGAGGGGCUGCUGCUGGGGAGGGGGGAGCGGGAGGUGGGGGGCGAGGGUGGGGAGGAGGAGGAGGAGAAGGAGGAGGAGGAGGAGGAGGAGGAGGAGGAGGAGGAGGAGGAGGAGGAGGAGGAGGAGGAGGGGAACGGGGAGAAGGAUGGAGUGAUGCAUGAGGGCGCACGGUGGAACGGGCCGUUUCUGUGGGGGGAAGAAUCUUCGGAAGGGCAGGCGAAUGAAGGGGGGGGUAGGGAAGUAGUGCCGAAGGAGGGAGGUGGGAAUAAGCGGGUGGAGGCAGAGACCAAGGGGCCAAGGAAGCAGGAGGCGCCGACGUUGACAGCGGAGGGGGGAGGAGAGGAGGGACUGCUGCUGGGGAGGGAGACGUGGAGUCCGGAGGAGGAGGGGGGGGAUCCGUGGCGGGUGGAUGAUACACCACAGCCUCGAGACGUGGAUGCGCGAACCCUAGCCCCCCCUUGUGCGGGCUCGAUCCGGGAUGCCGAUGCCCUUGCACUGAUCCCCAAGGGGCAUGCGGUAGGUGUUUGGGAGUCAGGGAGUGAAACGUGGCCUAAAGGUAGAGAGCGAGAUCGCCUCAUUCUCAUCGAGUACCACAAGGCGUGCUUGCAGCGGCUGGACCGCCAGCGGGUGGGGGACGCUAAAUUGUCGCCUGAAGACGAGGAGUGGGUUCAUUCUAUGAUUCCAAACUCCGCCCCGACGCUCCGAGAAGGAAAUGCGGCGAUCCAUCGCUUGAACGGGAGAGGAUACGACGGAAAGAGGCGCCGUGCAUCACGCCCUGCGCCUCCACAGAAAGGGAGGAGCACGAAUCGCGAGAGCGAGCCGGUGGAGGAGCCGACGAACGGGCCAAUGGGGAGGGAGGCGUCGCAACAGACGGAGAAGGCGGAGGUACGGGAGAAGCCGCGGGUGAGGGCGAGGCGGGGGGGAGGGGGGGUAGCGCAGCCGAUCGAGGGGGCGGGGGAGAAGGUAGCGCCAAAGGUGGGGACGAAGGGGAAUACGACGCGGCGUGCGCAGGGUCGGAAGGGUUUGCACGUGCCGCAGAGCCGGGGGGUCGGGGUGCAAAGGAAGAGGAAGAGGACCGAUGAGGAGGGGGAGGAGGAGGUGAAGGAGGAAGUGAAGGGGGAGGGGGGUGAGGUGAGGGAGGGAGUGGAGGAGAAGGGGGCGAGGAAGAAGGAGUGCAAGGCCGGGAAGGCAGGUGAGGAAUCGGAGGACGUGGUGGAGGUGGCGGCCCAGCUGCAGACGGACUCGCCGGCUGUCAUGGAGGGCCUCAAGGCGGCCGUGCGGGGCCACGGCCGGCGGGGUGGGGUGAAGGAGGAGGUGAAUGGGGCGGAGGAUGAGGUGAAUGAGGGAGUGAAGGAGAAGGAGGGCGAGGAGGAUGAUGUGGUGGAGGUCUCGGCGGCCCAGCUGCAUGCGGACUCGCCGGCUGUCAUGGAGGGCUGCGAGGCGACCGUGCUGGGCCACCGCUGGCAGGGGGGGGGGGGGGGGGCGGGAAGGCUGCCCCGGUCGAUGAGGUGGCCCAGAGUAUGUCGUGCCCGCACUAACGAUGCUGCUCCGGGGGGGACGUCGCCCUCCGGAACCCCACGUGGACAAAAGCGAAAGCUAGAGGCCUCCGAGGGGAGAACAGCACAGCAGGAGAAAGUGCGUUCUAAGAGCGGUGGGGUGCGGCCAUGCAAGAAGAGGAACGGCUACUUUAUAGCGGAACCGUGGCUGGGCAAGAGGCGGUUCUGGUUCGCUCGGGUUCGGCACGCGGACGAAGCGAGGUACAUCACCGCCGUGGCGCACAUGGCCUUCUACAAGACAGUUAAGCGGGUGGAGAUCGGAGCUGGAGAGGUGGCGGACUGGCAAGCGGAACUGGAUAUCGCCAGGCUAAUCCCUCCAGGCAUGUGGAGUGCCAUGGUCGAACGCGGUCUCGCCUCGUCCGCUGAUUGGUGGUGGAAAAUGUUCGAGUGGUUCCGAGAACACCGCUCCCGGCACGACUCGGCGUCCAUCCACGCGUUGCUUGGCGCAAUGGUGGGGGCACGGGCAGCGACUGCUGCAAAACGGGUCGUGCCGUCAUACGAUGUGGCAAUAGCGUGCGGCUUUGCGGCGGUCAGCGCGUCUCUGGAUGAGAAAAUAUUGAAUGCAACCGACGAGGCCAAAUUUGCGGCAACGAUGUUGGGUGCGGACACUGCUACGGCUGAUGUGUUCAGUGCCGUGGCCUAUACUGCGGUGCAAGCUGUUGUUAAUUUCAACAAGCAGCGUGAAGAUGCCAACGCCUUGGUCGCGAGUGAGGAGGCAUCGCUCAUCGUUCGCCAGCUGAACGGCGAGGCUCUUGCCUCGUGUAGCAAACUCCAAGAAGACCAUGGCAAGGACGUCGUCGAGCUGGUCGUGAAGGAAACCCUGGACACUAAAUGUCUCUCCUUUUUCCCAUCUGCUUGUACAACUCUCCCAUCCCCUGCCCCCGCACCCGUGGACAUCAGUGUGGUGUGGCCUCUACUACAACAAGAAAAUCGAUAG
Closterium sp. NIES-65 is the source of this 3756-nucleotide messenger RNA. The record is from the annotation of a GenBank genome assembly. NCBI's taxonomy places the organism in Eukaryota, Viridiplantae, Streptophyta, Zygnematophyceae, Desmidiales, Closteriaceae.